CUUGGUAUAGACAGGUAAUUUUGUAAAUAAAUUCAGCUUCUAUCCUGGUUAUUUGUUCGUUGUUUCCUCUUGUUCGUCUUCUCGCAUAGCUUUCGUUCUUCUUCCGCAGCUUUCUUCCACAGCUUCUUAUAGCUUUUAUUCGUCGAUCGCUUCUUCCUUCUCAGCUCACAGUUGUUGUCGAUCUUCCCAGUUUUCUUUUGAUCGUACAUCUGUUUCCUUCGAUCUUCCGCAGCUUUCACCAUUUUUCCUAGCUUCGAUUUUACUUCGCCUUAUAUUUUUAUAUAUUGACCAUAUGGCUAAUUCUCGAGAUGGUAUUUCUUCCAGUGGAAGAUUAAUUGACGAUAUAGAAUCCAGAGGUGAAAUAGUUGGAGCUGAAUCAAGUAAUAUUUUUUUAAAUUGCAACUCAUAUACUUUGUUAUUCUUUGAUCAAUCUGUUUUAUAUUUUUCUCAUGCAUUUAGAUUUCUUGGAUUAUGCUGUUAACUUUGAGUGAAGAUAGAUCUUGUCUGUACAACAGAAUCUUUCUGUCGGGCCAAUUGACCUUUCUUCUAGUUUUGAGACUGUAGAACUUUCUCAUGAUCCUGUUUGUGUUGAAACAUUGGAGUUCGAUAUUCUAAUUUGAGAAAGAGGGAUAGUGGUCGUGGCUUUAGAGGAAGAGAGUUUUGUUGUACUAAGCAAGGUUUGAAAAGGAAUAAAGGUGUUAUUUGUAAGUAGUACACAAAAGUUGAUCAUCGUACUAAUUGUAAGGCACAAAUUUAUUUUGAGAUAAAAUCUACCGGUGAGUGGGCUGUUGUUAGGCACGUUAUGGAUCAUAAUCACCAGUUUUGCCCGAACUCAUUAGUGCAUCAUGUUAGAUCUCACCGUUCUAUUUCUUCUAGUGAGUUAAACUAUGCAUCAUUUGAAAAACAAAGGUGUUAAGAUAGCAGAUGGAUUUUGAUAUUUGCAAGCGGAAGCAGGCAGAUCUCCUUCGGUUGGUGUACUUUUACGUGAUGCAUACAACGAAUUGACAAAAUAGAUCUAAAAAUUUUUGAUGGUUGUGAUGUUAAUACACUGAUUAACGUUUUUAAGAACAGACAGUCAAAUGAAGAAGAUUUCUUUUCUCUUUUGAGAUAGAUGUGGAUGGUUCCUUAGUUAGUUUUUUUGGAGACAAAAAAAUGAAAGAUGAUUACUUAGCUUUUGGUGAGCUAAUUGUUCAUGAUACGACCUAUCGUACUAAUAAAUACGAUAUGAUAUGUGGACCGUUUGUAGGUGUUACCCAUCAUACCCAUACCUGUAUAUUUGGUUGUGGGUUUCUUCUCAAUGAGAGAAUUGAAUCUUUUGAAUGUCUUUUCACUACUUUACUGAAUUCAAUGGAUUCUGUGCAUCCAAUCACUGUUAUGACAGAUCAGUCAUCAUCUAUGGCUGCUGCAAUAGCUAUAGUCUUUCCUUCUUCGAAGCACCGUCUUUGUAUAUGGCAUAUCAUUGAAAACUCUAAAAAACAUAUACGAAGGAUUUUUGGAUUUAUUUGAUCAUGUUUUGAAACUCUGUCACACUGUUGCUGAAUUUGAUUAUUACUGGAAUAGGUAUGUUUCAUUGUGUGUAUAUUUACUUUUAUGUUUUCUGCAUUUACAUUCAACCUGUUUGUAUGAGUACACUACUUAUCUGUAAUGAGUAAUAUGUUUUAUAAAAUGAGUAUAUUGCUUCACAUUUUGCAGGAUGUUUUCUGCAUAUUACAUAAUGACAUAGAUCAAUCAUCAAAUGUGUAGCCUGAAAAUUACAUGAAAUGUGGCAUGGACAUGUAAAUUUUCAACUGACCCUUCUUUAAUUAACUUUAAACUUUAAUGACUUAAGUGUUCAGAAUACACCAAAUGUCAAACUUUAUUCUAAUCAGAAAACAAAUACAUAACUUAUAAACUCCCUCUAAACUCGAUGUUCCUCAAAAUCAAUGACUCCCAAGUGAGCAGUGUGCUCAUGAAAAACUUUUGGUGGGAGAACCUAGGUUAAAGGAUCCGGUAGCAUGGAGUUUGUACUUAUAUGUUCAAUAGCGACCCUUUUAUUUUGAACCCUUUCUUUAAUAGCUCGAUAUUUCACUUCAAUGUGUUUUGUCUUACUCGAGCUCUUGUUGUUGUUAGAGUAAAGCACCGUAGAAUUGUUGUCACAAAAUAUCUUGAUAGGCUUUGGUAGUUCAUUUAAUAUUUUUAGCCCAUCAAUAAAAUUGUGCAUCCAUAUUCCGUGGUUUGAAGCUUCAAAACAGGCCAACAACUCUGCCUCCAUAGUUGAGGUAGCUAUCAUAUCUUGCUUAACACUUUUCCAAGAUACAACACCACGUGCUAGUAGAUAAACAUAGCCUGAAGUAGAUCUACUAGUGUCUUUGCAGCCGGCAAAAUCAGAAUCGGAGUAUCCAAUGACCUCCAAAUGGUGUGAUUUUCUAUAUGUGAGCAUAUAGUCUCUUGUUCACUUCAAGUAUCUCAUAACUCUUUUGGCCGCCACCCAAUGAGCCAUUCCUGGAUUACUGAGAUAUCUGCCUAGCAUCCCAACAAUGUACGCAAUAUCCGGACGCGUACAAACUUGAGCAUACACAAGACUUCCUACAACAGAUGCGUAGGGAAUCUUUUUCAUUUCUUGAAUUUCCAGAUUUGUUUUAGGGCAUUGAUCGAGACUAAACUUGUCUCCUUUAGAGAUAGGAGUAUCACCCAGUCUACAAUCUUCCAUGCCAAAUCUUUUAAGAACUUUAUCGACAUAGUUCCUUUGUGAUAACCUUAAGAUUCCUUGUGAUCUCUCAUGAAGGAUUUCAAUUCCUAAUACAAAGGAGGCUUCACCAAGAUCUUUCAUUUCAAAAUGUUUUGAUAGAAAUCUCUUGGUUUCAUGCAACAUGCCUAUGUCAUUCGUGGAAAGAAGAAUGUCAUCAACAUAUAAGACCAGGAAAAAGAUUUUACUCCCACUGAACUUAUGAUAUACACAAUCAUGUACAUCAUUCAUCUUAAAAUCAAAGGAUAAAAUGACUUAAUGAAAUUUGUGAUACCAUUGACGAGAAGCCUGUUUUAGCCCAUAGAUGGAUUUUGUUAAUUUGCAAACCAUUUGUUUUGGAUCUCCUAUCAGAAAAUUUUCUGGUUGCACCAUAUAAAUAGUUUCAUCAAUGUCGCCAUUGAGAAACACUUUCUUAACAUCCAUCUCAUGAAGCUCUAGAUUAAAAUGUGAAACUAAAGCCAUAAUGAAUCUAAAAGAGUCUUUUGAUGAAACCGGAGAAAAGGUCUCUUUAUAAUCAAUUCCUUCCUUUUAAGUAUAACCUUUAGCUAUAAGACGAGCUUUAUAUCUGUCCACAUUACCCCUUGAAUCCCUUUUGGUUUUAAAUAUCCAUUUACAACCAAUGGGUUUACAACAUUCAGGUAAUGGCAUGAGUUCCCAAACUUUAUUGUCUUGCAUGGAUUUAUACUCCUCAUUCAUUGCAACAAUCCAUUUUUGAGCAUUUGAACUUUUCAUGGCUUGAUGGAAGUUGAUUGGAUCAUCUUCCAUAACAUCAUUUUCUUCCUCAUGUUCUUGAAUAAACACAAGGACACCGUUCACUGUAUCCAUGCUUGACACAUGUUCUUGGAGAUAUACAACAUAAUCACUUGAAUUGCGUAUCUCCUUUCUCUAGUGGAUCGCCGCAAUGGCACAUUUCCUUGUUGCACUUGUUCUAAAGGAAGUUGAGUUUGUUCAUUUUGAACAAUUUGUUCAGUUUGGAAAAGAGAAGAUGAAAUAAUGCCUUGUUAAGGUUCAUCAUUAGUUUCAAAAGAAACAUCCAUAU
Messenger RNA from Cuscuta europaea, 3764 nucleotides. Lineage: Eukaryota; Viridiplantae; Streptophyta; Magnoliopsida; Solanales; Convolvulaceae. The record is from the annotation of a GenBank genome assembly.